AUGGCAACAUAUCAGGAUAUCAACAUCCUAACAGACUAUUUGGGCGUGCCGUUCAACGUUGCGCUGGACGCAAUCCGGAGAGCGAACGGCAACGUCCAUAUCGCGGCUGAUCUUGUUUUCCGGAAGACCGAUCGUCGCCGUAGCACUAGAAGCGAGAGGGCUGGUCUCUCUCAAAAUCCUCUUGCUCUCUCAAGGACCUCGUCUCAGGAGACGACGGUUGUUACGAGCGAGUUCGAGUACUGUAGUGACAGGGACAACAGCGACGAUUUGUGCAGAACAACAGCCUGUGAUCCUGUGCACGUACUGCACCUUCCGGCUGGAGGCUCUAACGAGAGCUGGGAGGUCGCUGAUAGUCCUCACAGCCCGCUCGCGACGGUGAGUCUUUCCAUUUCGAGAUUAAUCAGAAGAGCAACUAAGACCGGAGACGUCCAGACCAAAACCAAGGCGCCGACAGUAGCUCCCAGGACUGAGGGAACGGACGUCGUGACAUCUCCUUGUAUUGGUCGCGCUCCCGGGACUGAGCUUCACCCCGAAGAUGGGAAGAAGAAUAGCACCCCUUGCGUCUGCCAGGAGGCAAAAAAUUCCAGAAUGGUGCAGUGUUCGACCUGUGAGCGCUGGUAUCAUUACGAAUGUGCUCACCUGGCAGAAGACAACAUGCCUACUGGCCCGUGGUACUGCCACUUCGAGGUGAAUGCUUCGACGCCGCCACUGGACCGCAACGGCUCCAAGUUCAACGAGCUGGAAUCGCGCGCCCUUUACCUGACCGUCAAAAAGCUCGCUCCCCUGGGCAAGGGCUUCUGGGAAAAGGUGUCGGAUCGGCUCCUCUCCGAUUUCAACAUCCGGCGGACGGCGACGAGCGUCAAGUUCGACUGGGUGAGAAACUCUAGCGCCAUCUGGGGGUUCGACGAGCGCACCGCAGUCCAGUACAGCGAGCGCCAGGAACAGGAACGAAAGACACUGCUUCGGUGCCAGAUUUCAGGCACGGUGAUGCCAACCAAGAUCGGCUUCCGGGCGAUAGGCGAGGGCUUACACAGCUCGGAGACGACGACUGAAGUUGACAUCCGCAAGCGUAAACCGAGUAAAGCAACAUGGCCGCCUGGUAAACUCAGGAACCCCGUUCAGCUUGUCGAUGGCGGCCACGAGGAGGAGGACGGAAACUUAGCUCUUAUUCGGCCUCGAAUCACAGCUAUGAAGCGCAAACGCGCCACGGUCCUCGACGACAAUGAGGACAACAACAUCAACACCGGCGUCGACAACGACUGUCCUGGCGUCUCAACUUUUAAACGAGUCAGAUCCGCACAGGAGGCUACUGGUGGCAAGUUUAUAAAAGGCGUCGAGGCCCUUGGGAACCGAGCGCCUACCGUCCCCUCUGCUUCUCGUCGUGCCGUUCUGGCUAGUUCUCACGUCGCUGCUUGGGAACAGGCCACAAACACCGCUGAUACGAACGCGGCCAUCGCAGUCCGGGCCCCCGCAUCCCCGGCGACCCUGAUGACACCAAGUCUCGCCGACACGGGUCGCGGAACUACGCAAGACGUGAUCAUCUUUGGCACAUCUGAUGACUCUUCCAGCCCAACGCCGCCCGCCGAAGACGCCUUCUUGCGUGGCAACGUCCUGCACGUCGUCGGAGGGGUAGAUACGCACAUCAGCCACUGGUUCUGCUGCUACGGACCGGCAAUUCAGUUCCAGAGCCGCUUCGAGGCGUUGGCCGAGCAUCGUCGGUCUGUGAAGGAAUACUUGCGGGACAUCGAGCCGGACCUGGACUGGUACGAGGGUCCUUGGGAGGGUGUGAAUGAGCUGCUGUGGACUGGCGACGAGGAGCACCAGCUAAGGUACAUGUUCGAAGAGGCCUGA
Messenger RNA from Verruconis gallopava, 1851 nucleotides. RefSeq lists its product as uncharacterized. The coding region runs from base 1 to 1851 and encodes 616 amino acids. The record is from RefSeq and is a predicted model, not a curated record. Lineage: Eukaryota; Fungi; Ascomycota; Dothideomycetes; Venturiales; Sympoventuriaceae. The transcript has a single exon.